UGAUGGGCAGCACUGUUCACCGAGCGGCCAGUCGCGCCGCAGCCGUCGCUCCACCUGUCGGACUUCAUCCUGAUUCACACGACCGGCUUUGAAAAAGAGGAGACGGAGAAACAGAAGUGAGAGACGAUGAGGGACCGGCUGAGCCACCUCCAGACGGAGCAGACGGACUCUGACGGUUUCAGCACGGUGGAGCUGGACACCCUGACCGAGCAGGAAGCAGCAGCAGCAGCGGCACCUAAGGGACGGGUGGCGACCCUGGCGGCGGCCGGAGCAGCAGAACCGAGCCUGGACCAGGACCAGGACCUGGACGGGAUCCUGAAGGAGGCCGAGCGGCUGCGGCUGGAGAUCCAGCAGAUCCAGAACGACGUGAAGGAGCUGAAGGACGUGAACUACCAGGCCCUGAACCAGACCUCGCACUCAGCGGCAGAGCUCUGCCCGGCGGCCAAGCGGGACUCCAACGCCAUCGGCGCCGACGUCAAGCGGCGCGGGGAGGCCGUGCUGCAGCGGCUGCACAUGAUGGACCGGCUCCGGGGGGAACUGGAGGCCCGGCGCGGGAACGCCGACCCCGCGGUCCGCAUCGCCGGGACGCAGUACCGCUGCCUGGGCGGCGCCCUGCGGGAGGCCAUGUUCGCCUACAACGACGCGGAGACGAGCCACCGGGACGCCUGCCGGCGGCAGAUCCGGCGGCAGAUGGAGGUGGUGGGCCGCGAGGUCAGCGAGCAGGAGCUGCAGGACAUGAUGGAGGGCGAGGAGCUGUGCGUGUUCAGCGCCCAGCUGACGGGGAAGACGGCCCGCUCCGCCCUGCUGCAGAUCGAGAGCCGGCACCAGGAGCUGCGGGAGCUGGAGAGGAGGAUGGCUGGGAUCCAGGACCUGUUCCUGGACGUGGCCGUGCUGGUGGAGGAGCAGGACGCCGCCCUCAACAGCAUCCAGAAGAACGUCCAGGACGUCAACGUGACGACUCAGGACACCGUGGCCACGCUGGAGAGGGCCAAAGCCGCCGACAGGAACAACCCCUUCAAGAAGAUGUUCUGUGGCUGCUUCCCGUGUUAUUACAACUAGCUGUUAGUUCAAUGUUCUCCGAUGAACCCGGAGAACAUGGUUCUGGACAUGUGGGAAUAACGCAUAAAGAUCUGUAAAAUAAAGAAAGAAUAAGUAAUAUAUAAAUAUCAAAAGAUUAAAAUAAUAUAGACACAAAACAAAAGAAAAAAUUUAAAGCAUUUUAAUAUAUAUGCACUAUU
Molecule: messenger RNA, 1238 nt
Organism: Cololabis saira (Pacific saury)
Lineage: Eukaryota; Metazoa; Chordata; Actinopteri; Beloniformes; Belonidae
Product: syntaxin-11-like
Exons: 4
Coding region: 127-1059 (310 amino acids)
Biological process (GO): intracellular protein transport; synaptic vesicle fusion to presynaptic active zone membrane; exocytosis
Cellular component (GO): synaptic vesicle; presynaptic active zone membrane; plasma membrane
Molecular function (GO): SNARE binding; SNAP receptor activity
Source: RefSeq, a predicted model, not a curated record